AUGGUCGACCGUGCGACUCAGACACCCAGGAGCCGCUAUGGUGCAGAACUGCGUGUGCACUUCAAUGGCCUCUCGGCGCGCAUGGGGUCCCUUGCAGUCUCAGCUGCCAUGCUUUGCAUCCUCAACGGUUGUGCGUACUACUUGUACUGGCGUAACGUCUUCCUUUUCCGAUCCACACGCCCUGCAGCGUUCUAUGCAGUGGCAGCAGGGGUGUUCUUCCUGUUUAUCAUGACACAGCUACUCAUUCAGAUGGCACUGCGCACCAUGAUUGAGCAGAUAAGUUUUUUCGAGCGAGAACGUCAGGUCAAGCGUUGUUGUUUCAUCUAUGUUCUGGCGAUACUCCCUUCUACAGCAGCGCAGAUGUUGCUGUACGCAGAUGGUUGGUUUGAUGUCUCUAUGCCGUAUGGAGCAGUAUUCGUCGUGACGGCGUACCUAAACAUUCUCACCGGGGUAUGCGCUUUGGCGUACAUCUGGGUCUCCUCCUGCGUUGACUGGGUGCACGCUGGGGUGAGUCGUGCUGCCAGGGAGAAAAGAGCGGAGGUGCGGAGCAGCUGGGAAAAACAACUGACGUGUAUCGUUGGCGCCACAGCACCUGUGAUGCCACCGUCGUUAGAUAGCACGCGGCCCGCGGAAGGCCGCCUGCAUGUCAGUUCUUGA
Molecule: messenger RNA, 657 nt
Organism: Trypanosoma grayi
Lineage: Eukaryota; Euglenozoa; Kinetoplastea; Trypanosomatida; Trypanosomatidae
Exons: 1
Coding region: 1-657 (218 amino acids)
Source: RefSeq, a predicted model, not a curated record